AUGGACCCGACCCGUGCACCCGAUUUCGAGCCGCCCUCGUCGAACAAACAACCGGACCCGCCGUUGGCGCCCCAGUCGACGAUCCCAAAGAGCGGACCCAUCCAGCCGUACGUGCUCGCCGACUACAAUGAGUCCAUCGAUGCGCCCAUUCACCCGCGGGACUACAAGAAACAGUCUCGAUUCGGGCGUCGAGUCUCGACGGCGCACCAUAGCUCGAUCCCGAUGAAGCUGGAUGCGUUGCAGCCGUUGUCGCACGAGACCUCGUCCGAGGACGAAGGCGAGCCCCGCAAAUCUGAAGCGAAUGCGACGACUUUGCAAAGCACGCGCCAGAUUUGCACGCCUUUGCUAGAAGAGUACGAGGCGCUGCCCCGCGACCACCAUAUUGGAUCUCGCGUCCACAAGUACCAGAUCGCCGAUCUGGAGGAAGUGCCGCAUGGCGUGGUGCGGCAAGCACGAACGAUCGAAGAGUAUGCGUUCCCGUCGCAUCGAUUGCAAAAACGGCUCCGGAACGCGAGCAAGCUGCCCCUCGUCGUGGUCGCGUGUGGUUCGUUUUCUCCUAUCACGUAUUUACACCUGCGUAUGUUCGAGAUGGCGCUCGACGCCAUCUCGGAACAAACGCGGUUCGAGGUCGUGGGUGGGUAUUACUCACCCGUGAGCGACAAUUACAAGAAACCAGGGUUGGCGGACGCACACCACCGGGUGCGCAUGUGCGAACUUGCGUGUGAGCGUACGUCGUCGUGGCUUAUGGUGGACGCAUGGGAAUCUUUGCAACCGCACUAUACACGGACGGCCAAAGUCUUGGACCAUUUCAAUGACGAGAUCAACGUCAAACGGGGCGGGAUCGCGACCGCGACGGGGGAACGCCUGGGCGUCAAGAUCAUGCUUCUGGCGGGCGGAGACCUGAUCGAGAGUAUGGGUGAACCCAACGUGUGGGCCGAUUCGGAUUUACACCACAUUUUGGGCAAUUACGGGUGCUUGAUCGUAGAACGCACUGGGUCCGAUGUACGGUCCUUCCUGUUGUCGCAUGACAUCAUGUACGAGCACCGACGCAACGUCUUGGUGAUCAAGCAACUGAUUUACAACGACAUUUCGUCUACCAAAGUGCGGCUGUUUAUCCGGCGUGGUAUGUCCGUGCAGUACUUGCUGCCCAACAGUGUUAUCCGGUAUAUCCAGGAGCACGGAUUGUAUGUGAACCAGACCGAGCCCGUAAAGCAGGUGAUGGGCAACAAGGAGUGA
Lachancea mirantina is the source of this 1236-nucleotide messenger RNA. NCBI's taxonomy places the organism in Eukaryota, Fungi, Ascomycota, Saccharomycetes, Saccharomycetales, Saccharomycetaceae. The record is from the annotation of a GenBank genome assembly.